Molecule: messenger RNA, 804 nt
Organism: Jaminaea rosea
Lineage: Eukaryota; Fungi; Basidiomycota; Exobasidiomycetes; Microstromatales
Product: carbonyl reductase
Exons: 1
Molecular function (GO): oxidoreductase activity
Source: RefSeq, a predicted model, not a curated record
GCCAUCAUCUCUGGCGCCAACCAGGGCGUAGGCAAUGGAGUCGCCAACCGCAUGGCUCGCCUCUGGAACGAGCCGCAGCACCUCACCAUCUACUUCACCUCGCGCAAUGAGCAGCGUGGCCACGACUCGCUCGCCAAGCUCAAGGAGGACCUCAAGAGCGAGAAGGUCGGCGAUGUCAGCUUCGAGUAUCACCAGCUCGACAUCACCGACGAAGCGAGCAGGACGAAGCUGCUCAAGGACAUCAAGGAGAAGCAUGGUGGGCUUGAUAUUCUUGUGAACAACGCCGGAAUUGCAGGCCAGGGCUUUGAUGCCAGCGUGGUAGAGGAGACGCUCAAGACCAACUACUACUCUACGGUCAGCAUGGCCAAUGAGGCAGUGCCCAUCAUCCGCCAAGGGGGCCGAAUCGUCUCUGUCGCUUCUAUGGCGGGUAAGCUGAACGGAUACGGUGACGAGCUUACGCAGCGAUUCAAGGCCGUCUCAAAGCAGAGCGAGGCCGAUCAGCUCAUGAAGGAGUUCUACGCAUCGGUAGCGGAUGGCACGCACGAGCAAAAGGGCUGGAAGUCUGCUGCCUACUCUGUCAGCAAGGCUGGGCUCAUUGCCAAUCACCGAGCUCUGGCUAAGGAGGUGCAGCCCAAGGGCAUCUCGGUCUUCACGUGCUGCCCGGGGUAUGUGGACACGUCGAUGACCAAGCAUAAGGGCGUCAGGACACUCGACGAGGGAGCUGUCACGCCUGUUGCGUGCGCCUUUGAUGCGCCCGAGAGUGCGACGGGAAGCUUCUGGGAGAAUGGCAAGGAGAGCACUUGG